Messenger RNA from Paramisgurnus dabryanus, 1094 nucleotides. NCBI's taxonomy places the organism in Eukaryota, Metazoa, Chordata, Actinopteri, Cypriniformes, Cobitidae. The record is from RefSeq and is a predicted model, not a curated record.
UACAUUCUUUUCCGGUCCGUCAUUUUAGCUGAAUACCUUGUUCUUCAUCUCCCGUGAACAUCGCAUCGCUCGCUUGAUUAUUGUACAAAUAACGAAGUAUCGGUAUUUUACCGCUUAUUUUUACUGUAUCACCAGCAAAUAUUACAUUUACAAAUAUGGACCAAAUGGAAGAUCCCGCUGGAUCGGAUAAUAAACGAGCUAAAGAAGGAAAAAGAAGUUGAAAAUGUUAAGUGAGGACUUCAGAGAGGACAAGCUUUCAGCAGCAGCCGAAUCCAUCGCUGUAUCCAUACUCUAAACAUCAGUUGAAGGAGCUGGGUUAUCCAGAGUCCUCUCACCUUGGUCUGAGUCCAGUGUUGUCAUCACAGUUGAAUCAAUGGGUGGUAAUGAAGGAGGUGGGCGUGGAGGGGAACGGUGGAGCCUCUUUGGGGCACGGCCCAUCGUGCAGAAAUCACCCACUGACCCAGGGUCAGAGACCAACACACCUGGAGGAUUCACGCUGCAGUCAUACUUUGGAGUUCAGAAGUCUAAUACCAUGGAUGCCAUGAAGACUCAAGUAAACCUCGUGGUUGAAGAUCCCGGCAAUCUAAAAUCUCCCAAGAUCGAGAUGAGCGGCGAGGAGGGAAAGAAAACAUCAUGUCACAGACUCAGACACAGAGAUAUGAACAUUCUCACACCGUCUGGCUUCUGAACUCCAGAGUCUUCAACUCUCUUAAGCUUCCUCGAUUUUUAUACAAUAUAAAAUCCCAUUAAUGCACAAAUCGACAUGUUACUUUUAAAAACACACGCUCAUUUCAUCUACCCGUGAAAGAUUUACCCCUUAAAUUAGAUAGGAGACACAAGAGUCUCUUUUGUUGGUGCCAACCAAUCUUGAUAGUUUAAUUUGGCCCUUCCCAGUAACAUAUGUACUGUUUUUCACAUUUUGAAUUGAAUUUUAUUGCAACAUACUUGCUCGCUUUUAUUCACGGACCUUACAAUGUACAGAUGUAAAUUUAUGGUGAUCAGAAUAUGCAGAUUUACCAGUAAGAUGCUGGAUUUUUUUUAUAGUAAAAACAUUCAUGUCUGACAGUCAGUAGUCUGAUUUUCGUGGACCAUCU